CCCGGUCGGGGACUUCCGGUGCGCGAGGUGCGGUUCCGGGUCGUGGCGCGGCUCAGGGUAACAGGGCUGCCGCUUGGCCGGACGGCGGCGGCGAGCAGUGGGGGCAUGAGGGCGAGCCGGGAGAGAGGCAGUUGAGCCGGCGGGGAGGAGAGCGCCAGUUCCCGAGGAUUCCCAGAGUUCGGAGCUCGGGUCAGGGGCCGGGAGGCGCGGGGAAGCCGGGUCCUUCCCUCAGGAGCGUGUCCCGGAGCCGACCCGGCCCGUAGUGUGGCAGCAGCUUCAGGUGUGUUCGUGGACAGAGAGGCCCUGUACUGUACCAGGCUCCCUUUAACUGGAUCUUGGCAGAUGGGAGGUGAGCACGUGAAACAAUAUGAAGAGGAGAAAAUAGCCUUUUAAGGAAAUUGGCCCACAGAAAGGAUGGCCUUCUUGGACAAUCCAACUAUCAUUCUAGCUCAUAUUCGACAGUCACAUGUGACCAGUGAUGACACGGGAAUGUGUGAGAUGGUUCUCAUUGAUCAUGAUGUUGACCUAGAGAAGAUUCAUCCUCCUUCAAUGCCUGGAGACAGUGGGUCAGAAAUUCAGGGAAGCAAUGGUGAGACUCAGGGCUAUGUAUAUGCCCAGUCAGUCGAUAUUACCUCAAGUUGGGACUUUGGUAUUAGAAGACGCUCAAAUACAGCUCAAAGAUUAGAACGACUCCGAAAAGAGAGACAAAACCAGAUCAAAUGCAAAAAUAUUCAGUGGAAAGAAAGAAAUUCUAAGCAAUCAGCCCAGGAGUUAAAGUCACUGUUUGAAAAAAAGUCCCUCAAAGAGAAACCUCCAAGUUCUGGAAAGCAGUCAAUAUUAUCUGUGCGGCUAGAGCAGUGCCCUCUGCAGCUGAAUAACCCAUUUAACGAGUAUUCCAAAUUUGAUGGCAAGGGUGAGUGCCUCCUGCCGCAGCACUCCUCCAUUCUCCAACCCCACACAGGUCAUGUAGGCACAACAGCAACCAAGAAGAUCGACGUCUACCUCCCCCUGCACUCGAGCCAGGAUAGACUGCUGCCAAUGACCGUGGUGACAAUGGCCAGCGCCAGGGUGCAGGACCUGAUCGGGCUCAUCUGCUGGCAGUACACAAGUGAAGGACGGGAGCCGAAGCUCAAUGACAACGUCAGUGCCUACUGCCUGCAUAUUGCUGAGGAUGACGGGGAGGUUGACACAGACUUCCCCCCACUGGACUCCAACGAGCCCAUUCAUAAGUUCGGCUUCAGUACCUUGGCCCUGGUUGAAAAGUAUUCAUCUCCUGGUCUGACAUCCAAAGAGUCACUCUUUGUUCGAAUAAAUGCUGCUCAUGGAUUCUCCCUUAUUCAGGUGGACAACACAAAGGUCACCAUGAAAGAAAUCUUGCUUAAGGCAGUGAAGCGAAGAAAAGGAUCCCAGAAAAUUUCAGGCCCUCAGUACCGCCUGGAGAAGCAGAGCGAGCCCAAUGUCGCCGUGGACCUGGAGAGCACUUUGGAGAGCCAGAGCGCAUGGGAGUUCUGCUUGGUCCGAGAGAACAGUUCAAGGGCAGACGGAGUUUUUGAGGAAGAUUCACAAAUUGACAUAGCUACAGUACAGGAUAUGCUUAGCAGCCACCAUUACAAGUCGUUCAAAGUCAGCAUGAUCCACAGACUACGAUUCACAACCGAUGUCCAGUUAGGUAUCUCUGGAGACAAAGUAGAGAUAGACCCUGUUACGAAUCAGAAAGCCAGCACUAAGUUUUGGAUUAAGCAGAAACCCAUCUCAAUCGAUUCUGACCUGCUCUGUGCCUGUGACCUUGCUGAAGAAAAAAGCCCCAGUCAUGCAAUAUUUAAAGUCACGUAUCUAAGCAAUCAUGACUAUAAACACCUCUACUUUGAAUCUGAUGCUGCUACUGUCAACGAAAUCGUGCUCAAGGUUAACUACAUCCUGGAAUCACGAGCAAGCACUGCCCGGGCUGACUAUUUUGCUCAAAAACAAAGAAAACUGAACAGACGUACAAGCUUCAGCUUCCAGAAGGAGAAGAAAUCAGGGCAGCAGUGACACUGGCCUCCAGCCCCAAUCUGUCACCGUAGCUCAGAGCCUGCCUGCCAGGGCCAGGUGGCCCUAGAGCCCACCCUGUGUCCUGCAGUCCUCGGGGGCAGGCCAGUCCCUGGCUCACAGGCACAAGGCCAGGGGGCUCUUGGGGGAAUGGAGCUGGGGACAUCCCCACAGGACUGAAGCCUGAGUGGCAGUGGCUUUGAUGAGCCGUGCCGGGGGCCCGACGACACAGACGGCACCACAGCCAUCCUCACUGCCCGACGGCCCUGCCUGAGGAUGUACAUAGCCAUGCCCAGACGUUUCCUUGCAACUUGAUCAAAUUUCUUAAAACAACCGAAGAACAAAAUUGUACAUUUCUUUUUUUUUUCCUUUUAAUAAACAGGUGUACUCUUUAUCAUG
This is a messenger RNA of Mustela erminea (ermine), 2427 nucleotides long. It is a transcript of the gene MAPKAP1, whose product is annotated as MAPK associated protein 1. Lineage: Eukaryota; Metazoa; Chordata; Mammalia; Carnivora; Mustelidae. Gene Ontology annotation, cellular component: plasma membrane; cytoplasm; TORC2 complex. The record is from RefSeq and is a predicted model, not a curated record. Gene Ontology annotation, biological process: TORC2 signaling. Gene Ontology annotation, molecular function: phosphatidylinositol-4,5-bisphosphate binding.